GCUGCUGCCGCCGCUGCCACAGCCUUUGCCGCCACGGUCUCGCUGCCGCUGUCCCUGUGCCGCCUCCGGGAGCCCCCUUAUUGUCCCGGCGUCAUCGGGUUGCCAGGCCAGAAGACCCCAAAGCUCGGGAAACGCGAGGGUGCUUGCGGAAUUGCGACACUGGGGCGCCGGCGGGACCGGGAGCGGCAGGGGUCAGCGCGGGAAGCCGGGCCAGAGCGUGCGGGGCAGGAGCCGGGGUGGCCAGCUCCCCGCCCCGGAGUUCGGGUUUCCCCCUCCCGGCCCGUCUUUCCCCGCUGGCCUCCCCACGCGGGGUCGGAGCCCCGGCGGGCGCCCCCGGCGAUGAGCCCGGACUGGAGGUGGCCGAUGUGACAGCAUGGGGGUGGACUUUGAUGUGAAGACCUUCUGCCACAACUUGCGGGCAACUAAACCACCAUAUGAAUGCCCUGUGGAGACCUGCCGCAAGGUUUACAAGAGUUACAGUGGUAUUGAGUACCACCUGUACCACUAUGACCACGACAGCCCACCACCCCCACAGCAGACCCCACUGCGCAAGCACAAAAAGAAAGGGCGCCAGUCACGACCAGCCAAUAAGCAGUCACCCAGCCCCUCUGAAGUCUCACAGUCACCAGGCCGAGAGGUGAUGAGUUAUGCUCAGGCCCAGCGCAUGGUAGAGGUGGACCUGCACGGCCGUGUCCACCGAAUCAGCAUCUUUGACAACUUAGAUGUGGUGUCAGAGGAUGAGGAGGCCCCUGAGGAGGCUCCAGAGAAUGGCAGCAAUAAGGAGAACACGGAGACACCCGCGGCUACACCUAAGUCAGGCAAACAUAAGAACAAGGAGAAGCGCAAGGACUCCAACCACCACCACCACAGUGCACCCGCCAGUGCUGCUCCCAAACUGCCAGAGGUGGUGUAUCGUGAGCUGGAGCAAGACACCCCUGAUGCACCACCCCGGCCCACUUCCUACUACCGGUACAUCGAAAAGUCUGCAGAGGAACUGGAUGAGGAAGUGGAAUAUGACAUGGAUGAGGAGGACUACAUCUGGCUGGAUAUCAUGAAUGAGCGACGGAAGACUGAGGGUGUGAGUCCUAUCCCACAAGAGAUCUUUGAGUACCUAAUGGACCGGUUGGAGAAGGAAUCCUACUUUGAGAGUCACAAUAAAGGUGACCCCAAUGCACUAGUGGAUGAAGAUGCUGUAUGCUGUAUCUGCAAUGAUGGAGAGUGCCAGAACAGCAAUGUCAUCCUCUUCUGUGACAUGUGCAACUUGGCUGUGCACCAGGAGUGCUACGGUGUCCCCUAUAUCCCUGAGGGCCAGUGGCUGUGCCGCCGUUGCCUGCAAUCACCUUCCCGUGCAGUUGAUUGUGCUCUGUGCCCCAAUAAGGGUGGUGCCUUUAAGCAGACGGAUGAUGGCCGCUGGGCCCACGUGGUGUGUGCGUUGUGGAUACCUGAGGUCUGCUUUGCCAACACAGUCUUCCUAGAACCUAUUGACAGCAUUGAACACAUCCCACCAGCCCGCUGGAAGCUCACCUGCUACAUUUGUAAACAGCGGGGCUCUGGAGCCUGCAUCCAGUGCCACAAGGCCAACUGCUACACAGCCUUCCAUGUGACAUGUGCCCAGCAGGCUGGCCUUUACAUGAAGAUGGAACCUGUGCGGGAGACGGGUGCCAAUGGCACCUCCUUUAGUGUCCGUAAGACAGCCUACUGUGACAUCCACACACCCCCAGGUUCUGCUCGCCGCCUGCCUGCCUUAUCCCACAGUGAGGGUGAGGAGGAAGAGGAUGAAGAAGAAGAUGAGGGUAAGAGCUGGAGCUCAGAGAAGGUUAAGAAGGCCAAGGCCAAGUCCCGGAUCAAGAUGAAGAAAGCUCGGAAGAUCUUGGCCGAGAAGCGGGCAGCAGCACCUGUGGUGUCUGUGCCCUGCAUUCCUCCACACAGACUCAGUAAGAUCACCAACCGCCUGACCAUCCAGAGGAAGAGCCAAUUCAUGCAGAGGCUACACAGCUACUGGACUCUGAAACGACAGUCACGGAAUGGGGUCCCACUGCUCCGGCGUCUGCAGACACACCUUCAGUCUCAGAGGAACUGUGAUCAAGUCGGGAGAGAUUCUGAAGAUAAGAACUGGGCCCUCAAAGAACAGCUCAAGUCCUGGCAGCGGCUCCGGCAUGACCUGGAGCGAGCUAGACUUCUGGUGGAAUUGAUCCGAAAGCGAGAGAAACUCAAAAGGGAGACGAUCAAGAUCCAGCAGAUUGCUAUGGAAAUGCAGCUGACCCCUUUCCUCAUCCUCCUCCGAAAAACCUUGGAGCAGCUCCAAGAGAAGGACACAGGCAACAUCUUCAGCGAGCCGGUCCCUCUGUCUGAGGUAACCGAAUUGGACGAAGUACCUGACUACCUAGAUCACAUCAAAAAGCCCAUGGAUUUUUUCACCAUGAAGCAGAACUUGGAGGCUUAUCGCUACUUGAACUUUGAUGAUUUUGAGGAGGACUUCAACCUCAUUGUCAGCAACUGCCUAAAGUAUAAUGCCAAGGACACCAUCUUCUACAGGGCAGCGGUGCGACUCCGUGAGCAGGGUGGUGCUGUGCUCCGGCAAGCCCGGCGCCAGGCAGAAAAAAUGGGCAUUGACUUUGAGACGGGCAUGCAUAUCCCUCACAACCUGGCUGGAGAUGAGGCCCCACACCACACUGAAGAUGCAGAGGAAGAACGGCUUGUCCUGAUGGAAAACCAGAAACACCUGCCAGUGGAAGAGCAGCUGAAAUUGUUGCUGGAGCGGCUAGAUGAAGUCAACGCCAGCAAGCAGAGUGUGGGCCGUUCCCGGCGUGCAAAAAUGAUCAAGAAAGAGAUGACGGCAUUGCGGCGGAAGCUUGCUCACCAGCGGGAGACUGGCCGGGAUGGGCCUGAGCGUCAUGGCCCCUCUAGCCGGGGCAAUCUGACACCCCACCCAGCAGUCUGUGACAAGGAUGGACAGACAGACAGUGCCGCAGAAGAGAGCAGCAGCCAGGAGACAAGCAAAGGCCUGGGUCCCAACAUGUCCUCAACCCCCGCACAUGAGGUGGGCAGGAGAACCUCAGUUCUGUUCUCCAAAAAGAACCCGAAGACAGCUGGACCGCCCAAGAGGCCGGGCCGGCCCCCCAAAAACCGGGAGAGCCAGAUGACCCCCAGCCAUGGAGGCAGUCCUGUGGGGCCCCCCCAGCUCCCCAUCAUGGGCUCCCUUCGUCAGCGCAAGAGGGGUAGGAGCCCCCGGCCCAGUUCGAGUUCAGACAGCGACAGUGAUAAGUCCACAGAAGACCCCCCAAUGGACUUACCAGCCAAUGGCUUCAGCAGUGGGAACCAGCCAGUGAAGAAGAGUUUCUUGGUAUACCGUAAUGACUGCAACCUUCCCCGGAGCAGCUCAGACUCUGAGUCCAGCAGCAGCAGCAGCAGCAGUGCCGCCUCAGACCGGACCAGCACAACACCCUCAAAACAAGGCCGGGGCAAGCCCUCCUUCUCUCGGGGCACAUUCCCAGAGGACAGCAGUGAAGAUACCUCAGGCACUGAGAAUGAGGCCUACUCCGUGGGCACUGGCCGCGGCGUGGGCCACGGCAGUAAGUACCCUCACCCAAAGUCAGGGGUGCUGGGGACCCAGUUUCAAGGCCUUGCCAGCUCCCCAGCUGAUGAUCCGCCCCCUCUCUCCCAUUCCUGUGAAGUGGUAAGAAAGAGUCUGGGUCGAGGAGCUGGCUGGCUGUCAGAGGAUGAGGACUCCCCAUUGGAUGCUCUGGACCUUGUGUGGGCCAAAUGCCGAGGUUAUCCAUCAUAUCCAGCUCUGAUCAUUGAUCCAAAGAUGCCCCGAGAAGGUAUGUUCCACCAUGGGGUUCCCAUCCCUGUACCACCACUGGAGGUUCUAAAACUUGGGGAACAGAUGACACAGGAAGCCCGAGAGCACCUCUACCUCGUUCUCUUUUUUGACAACAAACGAACCUGGCAGUGGCUUCCCAGAACUAAACUCGUUCCUCUGGGUGUGAACCAGGAUCUAGACAAAGAGAAGAUGCUGGAGGGCCGCAAGUCCAACAUUCGAAAGUCAGUGCAGAUUGCCUAUCACAGAGCUCUGCAACACCGCAGCAAGGUGCAGGGUGAGCAGAGCAGCGAGACCAGCGAUAGUGACUGAUAUUGUCAGAGCCCAACUGCAGUGCUCUGUGACCGCUCUCCUUCCCUUUGAUCACUGUCCUGGAGUGGUGCCGCCCUCUGCACUGAUUAAUUCCUGGUCUUGGGGCCAGUCUCAGGGGAAGUUGGGUAGGGGAGGUCCCUCCUGCCCUGAGUGCAGCUGGACUGUACAAAACACUCCAAGGGCCCAUGGCCACUCAGUGCAAGGAGAGGAGAGGUCCCACAGGUCAAAAAGAGCUCAAGACCUCAUGGUGUUGUAGGGCAGGAUGGUGGGCCAUGGUGAGAAUACUACAUAAAACAGGCCAUACCACCACCCCUACCUGCUUAUGCCAGGGGAAUAACUGCCUAGAGGCCUGAGGCCCUUGCAGGUGGUAAGGUAAGCCGGCAUUAUCCCAGCCUAGCAGUGGAAUUGAUGUCUGUCUAGCCUGGAAGAGGGGCACUAGGUGACCCCUCCCCUGCUGUUGUAAAUACUGUAAUUAUUGGAGAAUUUAAAUUAUUCUCAUUUGUAACUGCGUUUCCGGGUCGCGCCAGAGUCAUUUGGUACUAAAAAAAAGAAAAAGGAAAAAAAAAAAAAAAAGAAUGGAGCUUGUCUCUAUUUCCUUUCUUUUCCCAUAGAAUCCCCCUACCUUUCAAACUGGUUUGUAUUUAUUUCAAAGGAAGAAAAUAUAUUGAUUCUUAGAAAAUAAAGUCUACUUAGAGUUC
This is a messenger RNA of Phodopus roborovskii (desert hamster), 4830 nucleotides long. RefSeq names its product bromodomain and PHD finger containing 1 (gene Brpf1). The coding region runs from base 374 to 4132 and encodes 1252 amino acids. Gene Ontology annotation, biological process: regulation of transcription by RNA polymerase II. Gene Ontology annotation, molecular function: protein binding. Lineage: Eukaryota; Metazoa; Chordata; Mammalia; Rodentia; Cricetidae. The record is from RefSeq and is a predicted model, not a curated record. Gene Ontology annotation, cellular component: MOZ/MORF histone acetyltransferase complex. The transcript is spliced from 13 exons.